Messenger RNA from Frieseomelitta varia, 1163 nucleotides. RefSeq lists its product as uncharacterized. The coding region runs from base 341 to 796 and encodes 151 amino acids. The transcript is spliced from 2 exons. The record is from RefSeq and is a predicted model, not a curated record. NCBI's taxonomy places the organism in Eukaryota, Metazoa, Arthropoda, Insecta, Hymenoptera, Apidae.
UCGCAAGACCCUGCGACGUUUAAUCAAGAAACUGUGCUCUUUGUGUAACAUUGCUUUCUGCGUCGCUGUAAAUAAAUCAUUUGGUUUCAAACUGCCGUUUCAAAACACGGAUCCCAUUGCAAGUACGAACGACAGAUUUCACGUUGUUUUGCUUAUUUGCGUCUUUCGACGCAACAUGAGGAGAAACAAGUUUGACGACUAACGAUUGCUCGGCUGUGGCACAGCUUUUGAACGGAAGCGUUUCUUCCGUUUUCCAAUUCAUCGAACGUAAAUAACCUCUUUCUCUCGUCUCAACGAGACACGUUGGAAUGAUCGUUGCUCCGCGUCGCACCAGUUAAAAAUGUCGUGGUUCUUCGGACGAAAGAAACAACAAAAGGAUUCGCCGUCGGAUUCGACGGAGGAGGAACAGUCGAAGCAAAACGAUGGAUUCGAGAUGUUUCCAAGUUGGAGCCCAUCGACGUCGACGAACAAAGGCCACGACGACGGCACGGUUCCGUACCCCAGCAGUAACUUGUAUCCGUACGUACCUGCGGUUUCAGAGUAUGGCCAGCCUUUGCCGCUCGAUUCGUCCAAAGACUCUAAUCAAGGAGAGAACGCGCCGCACUACUUGAGCGGUGUUCCGUUCAAGUUGUGCAAACGUUUGGAGAUUAGCACGAACAACGACCAUGAGAUAGACUACCUGAGAAUCGGCGAGAUUCUUUUUUUCUUAGAGAGACUAGAAAGUAAAAAGUACGAUUACAACUUUUCGUUGGAAGAAGGCAUCAUGGCAGAAAUGAAUAGUAGAAAAGACGAAUAGUGGUUUCGUUUCGUCGUAUCGUCCUUUGCACCAAAACGUGCACGUGUUUCGGCGCGCGAUCGGCGACCAGCUGGAACUGUACGCUUGGACCAAUAUGCGUACAAUCGUGAAUAUGUAUUUUCUUGGUUUAUCGAGACAAGAAGAAAGAAAAAGAAAGAAAGAAAGAAAGAAAAGAGAAAAGGAAAAUCAUGUUCACUCACGCACGGUAGUCCACGAUUCUUUUCCACGCACGUUUACGUUGUAAUGUAACAUUUGUCGAUAGUUUUAAGUAUAUUCUAUAUUGUAUGUCGCCAGGUUGUACAUUUGUAUCAGACCAUUAAAUUUAAUGCGUCAACGCGUGUUUUCAAUAAAUGUAUUAAGCAUCCCA